GGCUCAUAUCUUCAGCUUUGGAAAAAUCAGCUAUUUCAAGGUCAUGGCAAAAGAAAGGGUGGUCCAUGGCCAAGACAGACAAAGUGUUGAGUUGUUGGAUAAUCCAGUGCUAUCUAAAGGAUACUGGAAAACUCAGGCAGCUAUUUAAGCUACAUGUACCAUCCCACAGGCCCCAUAUUUUUCUGGCCCGCUUCUCUCAUACCUCUUAACUUCAGUUGGUCUCAUGGCUCUCAGAGUCAGCCUGGUAAUUAGAACACUGGGGCCUCAGGUCAGGCUGUGUCUAGUGCUUUCAAUUCUGUUGUUGGCUGAAAUUCCAUCUGUCAAGAAGGUUUUGCAGUCAGCCAUUCGAUAGUAGAAGAGUUAGCCCAUGAAACUGGAUUUCCUGCAUAUCUGGAAAGAGGAGCACCCCUGGAGAUCUGACAUGCUCUGUGAAAAUUAGGGGUUAGUUUUUGCUAUUCCUGGUUAGUCUUUGCUGAACCUAAUGUAUUUCAACAUUUGAGGAUAAAACACACACACACACACACACACACACACACACACACACACAGAAAAAAUUUCUCUAUAAUUUUAACGAACUUAAGUAACUUCAUGGCAAGAGAAUCUAAUCAACAUUAAAUUAUUUACUUCCCUCCAAAGUAAUUUCCUCUCUGUCAAUGUACAGACAUGCAUUUUUACUUACUUAUAAUUAGUGUGAACAUACUUGUUUUUGUUUAAGAAAGGUUUUCUUUACCUUGGCAUUCAGAUUUGUUUUCAUAGGCGAAGAAAACACUGAGAAGGAGAAGGAACUGUCACUGGAGAGUUGGGAGGAUUAUGUGGGGUCAUACUAUCCCAGAGUUAAAGAAACCUUAAAGGACCCUAAACUCCUCCCCAUAUUUCCCCUGACCGCCAUUCUAGACUAAAAGUUACUGGACCAGCUUUCCCAUGCAAGCAAGGGCCUCGCUGGAUCUCACCCCACAGCACCAAGGGUAGGCUCUCCCUUCUAAAGAAUGAAAUCCCAUCCUGUGGGUCUGCUAGGGUCCACUUGCCUGUCCUGGGCCUGCACCCUUGUCUCCUGCUUUAGUGGGUUGUUAGGUUAUCUAAAUGGUGCCCCACACAGGAAGGAAGUGGAAAGGAUGCUGUCUGGGACAGUCCUUUAUACCCUUCCCUCGAAUGUCCUUUCUUUUUAAAAGUGUAAUGAAUUACAAACCGAUGGUUUCCUAUCUAUCAAAGCAUAAUUUGCCAGUCCCUUUUCCUAAAUCAAGGAAGUAGUGGAGUUAGGUUUAAUUAAAACCGACAGCUAUUUGUACAGCUGUCCCUGGGUUCAUGGCUCGUAAAAGGAUUUAGCUUCAAACUUUGCUGCCUAAGUCGUUUGGGAGUUUCACACAAAACCAUUUAGGUUCCUUAUCUGGGCAGUACCUGGCCCACGCUUCCCCAGUCACUUCAGGAGCAGGCCUCAUGGGCUGUGCCCUGAUGCUACUUCCUCUGUCAGGGUCUCCUGAGCACAUGUGGCACGGGGCAAAGCAGAGAACUGCAGAACUUGGAGAUACACAAGUCACCUUUUGUUUGGGGUACUCCAGGCCUUGAAGGCUUUUCCAUGAAGUUCCUGAAAAUUCCCCUAGGGCUGAGAAAGGCAGGGAGGAGGAUCAGGUACAGUCUUCCUCUGUGAGCUUUUCUCAGGUUCUUCACAGUUUCACUCCAGGGUGGGUCUUUUACAUGCCCUCUUCCCAUCCCCCAGGGCGUGAAUGGUCACUGGCAGAAUCCUUCAAAGAGAUAGGGGCGGGGUAAUACCGUGAAUCGAUGCAUCCGCACAAAGCGGCACCUUUUCCUGGCAAAACCCUGGAGGGGUUGAAGAACCAGAGCUCAGCAUUUGGCUGAUCUUCAAGUGCACACGGAGCAGCGCUUCUAGCAGCCUUGGGUCGGAACAAGAAGCUUCAGACUUGAAGCGAAUGCAGGCGCCAGCGGGGGUCACAGACUGCGGGUCAGGGGUGGAACAGGCCCCACAAGGCAAGAGGCAAGGAGACCCAGGAGUUGCGGGUUAGGAAGCGUGACCCUGGCGACCCCAAACGCCCCCGCCUCCCUCGCUUGCUCCUUCAUCUGCCUGCGGAGCGCACAGAGCCGCGGCGGAGGCGAUGGCCAGCCCCGCGCCCUUAGUUGCCUCCAUCAGCCACCAAAUGGUGGCUUUGCAAACCCUGCAGCUGCUGCAGCAGGAGUGGGGCUGGGGUGACGGUCCGGGCGCGCCCAGGAGCCCGCAGGACCCGGAUCUUGUGUCUGCCGCCUCAGUUUGUCGCUCAGGCCCGUGGCCGGCCCGGCCCGGGCUUGGGCGUGAGGAGGGCGGCGGGGGCAGGGGGUCCUGGAAUGAGGGGUCCGGGGCGAGCUCCCCCGAGGUAGAGGUGGUGCGAGGUGCAGAGGGGGGCGCGCAGCUGCUGCCCUUCCCAAGGGGCCGCGGGCCCUGCACCCUGGCCCGGAUAGCGAUGCGUAGUGCGCUGGCCCGCGUGGUGGACUCGACCUCGGAGCUGGUCAGCGUGGAGCAGACGCUGCUGGGCCCCCUCCAGCAGGAGCGGUCCUUCCCCAUCCACCUGAAGGAUAGCGUUGAGUUUAGAAACAUCUGCAGUCAUUUGGCUCUACAAAUUGAAGGACAGCAGUUUGACAGAGAUUUGAAUGCUGCCCACCAGUGUUUGAAGACAAUAGUCAAGAAGCUGAUUCAGUCACUUGCUAACCUUCCUUCCGAUGCUCAUGUGGUAGCCUGUGCUUCCCUGAGACAGAUCUUACAGAAUCUCCCAGACAUAUGAGUUUUCAAGACACUGGAAUCAAAACCACAGCUUAGCACUGCUAAGAGAACCGGGGACCUUACCUACCUAAUUAAAUCAGCAGACAAUGGGUGUUUUUAUUCUCACUAAGGAGGCACUUGUUAACAUAUAUAGCAGUCUGACCAGUGGCAUCUGCAACCUUCAGAAUUACAGCAUGUUGGUGAAAACAUUUUAAAACAGUACUUCACAUUUUUAAAUAUGUUGAUAUAUUUGCUGACUUUUUGAUUGAAAUGUAUUCCACUUUGUGGAACUGAUUGGAGUCUAUCUGUGUAUAUAUAUUUAUUAUUCAUAUUAAGUAUAGUUUUAAUUGAAUGAUUCAUGAAUCUAUUCACAGUAAUGUAGGCCUAUGAGGUAUAAUAUGGUUAUUUAUACGAUUAAAGCUCCAGGGUUCUUAAAAUUAUCUUGAAUAAAUGGGAUAUUUGAUAAUAGAUAUGUUCUACUUACUGAGCACUUCAUUUUUUGUUAUGAGAAUGAUCUUUCGCUGUUGUAGGACCACAUGUGUCAGUAAUUAUGAGUUCCAAUCCUGGCAUUAGUAACUUAUUGUUGGGCAGGAGAAGAGCUGCUUCUAAGCCUUGUGCUUUCAUAUAUUGAUUUAUAAAUUUAAAAUGAUAAUGAACUAUGAAGUACCAAGGAUAUAUGAUAUAUAAAUACAAAGUACAGUGUUAUUAAAGUUAUGUGGAAACAUCUAGCUCUUCUCACUGUUUCUAAAUACUCCAGUUGAAGUAAGAAAUUCUUGUGAAAGAAAAGGAGGGAGUGGAUAUACUGGCAGGUUUCCCUAAACAUUUAGAGCAAGGAAAAAAAAGGGCAACGUUUUUUGCAACAAUAGUCUGCACUGGCUUAGGAAAAACUGAAUCCCCUGUUGUUUAAUGAUGACUGUGUUGAGAACCGAAGUAAAUUGAAAUGCUACCUUUUACUUAACAUUUUAAUAUAAACGACACCAGAUUUAGGAAAAAAAAGAAUAUGAUGUAUAUGUGCAGCUUGUUUUCUAAGGGGAUUAUAAACUGGGUCUGUAUGGUGAUAGUAUAUCUG
Messenger RNA from Hipposideros armiger (great roundleaf bat), 3815 nucleotides. It is a transcript of the gene DLEU7, whose product is annotated as deleted in lymphocytic leukemia 7. The transcript is spliced from 2 exons. Lineage: Eukaryota; Metazoa; Chordata; Mammalia; Chiroptera; Hipposideridae. Bases 2109 to 2768 code for a protein of 219 amino acids. The record is from RefSeq and is a predicted model, not a curated record.